UACAAAUUUAAAAAGUUGAGUAUAUUCAAAAUGAAUCUUCAAAACCUAUCUCAUUACUUUAUUUUUUUAAACCAUCUUCAAGAGUUGGAUAAGAGUUUGGAUAAGAAAAAAAUGUUAUUAUUAAAUAAUCUAAAAAAUAAUAGAGUCCGUAUUACAAACUUCAUGUUAGUUACAAGUUUGUACAAUGACUUUGACUUUAAAAGUCAUUUUAGACUUAACAGGAAUUCAGUCGAGGUGUUAAUGUGUAAAGUUAGACCAUUUUAUAUUUCAGUUGAUAAAAUAGGAAGGCCUAAGAUUGACUUUGAAAAGGCAACAUUAAUGACCAUAUGGUAUAUGAGUAAUACUGAGACGUUUCGGUAA
Acyrthosiphon pisum (pea aphid) is the source of this 360-nucleotide messenger RNA. RefSeq lists its product as uncharacterized. The coding region runs from base 31 to 360 and encodes 109 amino acids. The record is from RefSeq and is a predicted model, not a curated record. The transcript has 2 exons. NCBI's taxonomy places the organism in Eukaryota, Metazoa, Arthropoda, Insecta, Hemiptera, Aphididae.